CCUGGCCGUGUAUAUAGACCCUCCAGACCUCGCUGUCUUUCCUCUUUCAUCUUCCUUCUGUAUCCUCCAUCUCCCUCAACCCCUUCUUGACUACCACUUCUCCCCCCCCCGACCACAUACAAACACCGUCACAAUGUCCGGCUUCCAGUACGACCCCAACUUCACCCCCUAUGUGGUCAACUCCAUGGGACCCAAGACCCCCGAGCGUGCUCGCGUGGUUCUGGGCGCCCUCAUCAGACACAUCCACGACUUCGCUCGUGAGGUCGAGCUCACCUCCGCCGAGUGGAUGAUGGGUGUCGAGUUCAUCAACUCCAUCGGCAAGAUCAGCACUCCCAUCCGCAACGAGUGCCACCGUAUCUGCGACGUUAUCGGCCUUGAAUCUCUCGUCGAUGAGAUCGCCAACAAGAUCAUCACUGAGCAGGGCUUGUCCCCCACCUCCAAUGUCAUCCUCGGACCUUUCUGGUCGCCCAACGCUCCCUUCCGCGACCUCGGCGACAGCAUCAUCCAGGACCCCAACCCCAACGGCAAGGUCACCUACAUGCACGGUGUUCUGAAGGAUAUGGAGACCGGCAAGCCCAUCGUUGGCGCCGUCCUCGACAUCUGGCAGGCCUCCGCCAACGGCCAGUACGACUUCCAGGAUCCCCAGCAGAGUGAGAACAACCUCCGCGGCAAGUUCCGCUCCAACGAGAAGGGCGAGUUCUACUGGUACUGCUAUCACCCCACCCCCUACUCUCUGCCCACCGACGGCCCCGCUGGUGUGCUCCUCAACAUCAUGGACCGCUCUCCCAUGCGUCCCGCCCACAUCCACCUCAUGAUCACCCACCCCGACUACGCCACCGUCAUCAACCAGAUCUACCCCAGCGACGAUCCUCACCUUGACAUCGACUCCGUCUUCGCCGUCAAGGACGACCUGGUCGUUGAGUUCAAGCCCAAGACCGACGACCCCAAGGCCUCGCUCGACCUGGAGUACAACGUCACCAUGGCUCUGAAGAAGCACCACCGCAACCCCAACACCGCUCCUCCCGUUUCCUCCUUCGAGCGUUACAACAAGGCCAACCAGAAGCUGUAAAAAGACGCACCUUGAUGGUGAUUUGAAGCAUUGAUGUACAUAGUUAUGCAUUUGUCGAACUUCAGCGAUUACUCUUCAUGUAUCCUUUGAAUACAGAUUUUAUCAGAC
Aspergillus ibericus CBS 121593 is the source of this 1177-nucleotide messenger RNA. Its product is annotated as putative catechol dioxygenase. The record is from RefSeq and is a predicted model, not a curated record. Gene Ontology annotation, molecular function: catechol 1,2-dioxygenase activity; ferric iron binding. NCBI's taxonomy places the organism in Eukaryota, Fungi, Ascomycota, Eurotiomycetes, Eurotiales, Aspergillaceae. Gene Ontology annotation, biological process: catechol-containing compound metabolic process. Bases 134 to 1069 code for a protein of 311 amino acids. The transcript is spliced from 2 exons.